Messenger RNA from Brassica napus (rape), 1822 nucleotides. Its product is annotated as branched-chain-amino-acid aminotransferase-like protein 2. Gene Ontology annotation, molecular function: catalytic activity. Lineage: Eukaryota; Viridiplantae; Streptophyta; Magnoliopsida; Brassicales; Brassicaceae. The transcript is spliced from 5 exons. The record is from RefSeq and is a predicted model, not a curated record. Bases 1 to 411 code for a protein of 136 amino acids. Gene Ontology annotation, biological process: carboxylic acid metabolic process.
AUGACACAGGUUGAAAGCAACAACGCUAAUGUCGAUGAUGCAAUAAUGCUUGACAAGGAUGGCUUUGUGUCUGAAACCAAUGCAACCAACCUUUUCAUGGUGAAGAAUGGCGUAGUUCUCACUCCCCAUGCAGAUUACUGUCUCCCAGGGAUUACCCGAGCUACUGUCAUGGAACUGGUGGUGAAAGAGAACUUCAUCCUGGAAGAACGAAACAUCAGCUUGUCGGAAUUUCAUACAGCUGAUGAGGUUUGGACUACAGGAACUAUUGGAGAACUCAGCCCGGUUGUGAAAAUUGAUGGUCGUGUGAUCGGUGAAGGAGAAGUAGGACCGGUUACAAGAAAACUGCAAAGUGCUUACAAGAAACUGACCGAUGAUUCGGGUGUCCCGAUACCUACUUACCAAAAACUUUGAACCAUGUUCAAAGAACGAUGGGUGUGUUUACGAAAGUCCAUAAAAGACGUUGCGUCGUUUUCACUUUGAUAAUAAUAAGUGCAUGAUGUUUUUAGCACAUGAUGGUUUGGGCCAAUGUAAUAAAGUUGGUCGCGUGCAAGUCAAGUGUGUUUCGUCCUCCUCGCCUAUUUCAUUAUCAUGUUUAAAAUUGAUGGUCUUCCCUUCUUGUUUGGCAACUGGCAAGUUCAAAAUUUUAUUGUUUCUUUUCUUUUGACAUAGCCGUCAUUUGACGAUAUUUAAAAGUUUAAAAGUUUGGUAAGUACCAAAUUUAAGUAGUUUACUACAUAAACAAUUCUAAAAAGGCGAUGUCCAGUGACAAUUUCUGAGAGUAUCUCAGCUAUUGAAAUAUUUAAAAUAAAAAAACAAGUUAGAAAGAAAAAUUGAUAAUUUCAUAAACUGUCUAGAUACAAUAAGUAUAUUUGGUAUAAUAUCAUUAGUCAUUUUUAGAACUUUUUUGAGUUUUUUUGAGUUUUUAAUAUAGUUAAGAACUUUUUUUGAGUUUUUAACCAUUGAGGUUGUUUCUUAGGAUAAGCUAAAGAUGAAAAAAAAUUUGAGGAUUUACCUACUUCUUUGAACCUAGCAAUAAUUGCAUUUAUGUGAUUAUAUAUUUGGUAAAUUAUUUUACAUUGUUUAAAAUAAUAAUUUAUUCAAAUAUUGGAAAUAUGACUUGUACAAUAUUGUUACAUCUUGAUUAAUGGGCGUUAUUAGGUUGGAGUUCUUACCGGAAUAUAAGAAACUGUCUCUUAACUUUUAACUAAAAAAAAGUAAGAGUUGGCUCUUAAAUAAGAUAUUUAAGAACUGGUUAUUAUAUUUUUAGUUAAAAGUUAAGAAACGGUUUCUUAUAUUCUGCUAAGAAUUUCACCCUGAUAACUUCUCAUUAAUCAUGCUCUUAUAUAUUUUAUUUAAGAGACCGUUUUUAGUUUUUCUUAGAUAAAACUAAGAAUUGUCUCUAAUGAAAUUAAAAAAAGAGACCGGGGUUAAUCAAUAUUCUUAAUAAGGUAGACCAUGUCAAACUCUUAUUAUGAAUUUUCGCUGUAACCUUAGUGUUUGAAUGGUGUAAUGGGAGAAAAACAGUUCACCCGUAAGUGCAGUUUUCCUGCUUUAAAGUUACCAUUCGCGUUUUUCUUUUUUUAUAAAGUACUUAGCAGGAGAUCUGCAUGCAUAUCAAUAUUUUUUGUUUUUUUGUGAGAAAAAGAAAGAGAUUUGCAUGCAGAUUUCAUCAUCAUACAUUUAAGGCAGUUCAUCUGCUUUUAUCUUUUCUUAAUCAAUCAAUGAUUUUUUCAUAAAUAAUUAAAUUUCAAAAUAUAUCUAAACUUCUUCUAUAAAUAUUAUAUUUUCAUUUUAGUUACUCACAAUUUUAAUAAUACAAAAA